Molecule: messenger RNA, 2025 nt
Organism: Equus quagga
Lineage: Eukaryota; Metazoa; Chordata; Mammalia; Perissodactyla; Equidae
Gene: HSPB3
Product: heat shock protein family B (small) member 3
Exons: 1
Coding region: 179-631 (150 amino acids)
Cellular component (GO): nuclear speck; cytoplasm
Source: RefSeq, a predicted model, not a curated record
GACAAGAGUGAGUGUGUGGUGCUGUGAUUCAGGCCUAAUUAAGAAGUUGCGUCUGCGCAGGGCUAUAAGCGACUAGCUGCUCCAACUGAUAAUCUAGUCAGGAGACAACUGCGAGGGUUUCGCCACGGGCUGGACAUAGACCGAAGGGGAGCUGUUCGAUGCUGUUUCUGCCUCCAGUAUGGCAAAAAUCAUCCUGAGGCACCUCAUAGAGACUCCAGUGCGUUACGAGGAGGAGUUUCAAGCUCGCGGUUUGGAAGACUGCAGGCUGGAUCACGCCUUAUAUGCGCUGCCUGGGCCAACCACCGUGGACCUGGGAAAAGCCCGGGCAGCCCAGGCUCCUCCAGAGGACUCAGCGGCAGAGAUGCCGCCUCAAGCAGGCAAAUCCCGCUUCCAGAUCCUGCUGGACGUGGUCCAGUUCCUCCCCGAAGAUAUCAUCAUUCAGACCUUUGAAGGCUGGCUGCUGAUUAAGGCUCAACAUGGAACCAGAAUGGACGAGCAUGGUUUUAUCUCAAGAAGCUUCACCCGACAGUAUAAACUGCCAGAUGGCAUUGAAACCAAAGAUUUGUCCGCGAUCCUCUGUCACGAUGGAAUUCUGGUGGUGGAAGUAAAGGAUCCAGUUGAGAUCAAGUGAAAUCUUACUGGUUCCCGAUCAUACCCACAGGAGGAAGACUACGGUUCAGCCGAUGAAGGGUACCAUGGGCAUGUUUGUAUUACCCACGUUUGAAAUGAUUUUUAUGAAGAUUAAAAAUAUAGACAUAGUUCCUGGUAUGUUGAGGGUGUCUUUGUUAUUCUUAUUCAGCAAGGAAAAUCGUUCAAAAUGUUCCUACAGCUCAAAGUGACGCUAGACUUACAUCUGAAACUGACAAUUUCGGAGACUAGGUUGAUACCAGAGAGGACUCAGAAUGAUUUCUUCAUUACCCCAGCAACGCCAGCGAAGUACAUUGGUAACAAUUGGUGGCAAAAGAGCCAUACUAAUUUAAGAAAUUCUUAUCCAUUUUAUGAAAACUUUUUAUAUCGCUGAAAGAAAGUUGUGAUCCCCUUGCCUUGAUAAGCUUUUCUUUUCAGUGUAUUUUAAUUAAAGCGGAGCUUUGUAAAUUCAGAGUCUGAAGGUGAAAAUACAGUACUUGGAAAUUGGGUCUGAAAUCUAUUUACGAGUCACUACAGUUGUUGCUGCCUCAAACUUAUGUUGGAAUUUGCAGAUAGAAAGCUUAUUUUUGAAAAGUUCCAAAUACGUACCUCUUUUGUUGUUGGAGUUGUUUUUAGUUAAACUGAAUGUUAUCUGCAGUGAUUUUAAAAAACAGUAUAUGUUGUGUGGAUAAUUAUGAAAUAAUAAGAUGCAUUGUCAUACUCGUAAGUUAAUAUUAAGUUUAGGAAACCACUUUCAAAAGUGCAAUUACUGACUUCAAAGAGUUUUAAUCUAUGCUCUUUAGAUGCUCCUUCAAAUUGUAGAUUUCAGAAGAUGGCAAAACGUAAGGCAGCUGCUCUCCCUGCAUAAUCCUUUGCUUUAAAUAGCCUGGCAGCGCGGUGGUUCCGGGCCUGAGCUCACACCGGCGGCUGAGCUGAUGCUGCGCGGGGGAGCGCGCCUGCUGCUCUCCCCACUUGCUGCUUCCGCCCAACGCAACAGCUGAGACGCUGGGAGAGGCGAAGGAUUUCCUUUAGGAACAUUGCCGUCAACAGCUGGGCUGCGACAUGCCGAAGAUUUGCUAUCUCAUUCUGUACAUACUAAAUCCUUCUUGGGGUGGGGGAGGGGAGUAGCUCCUUUAACCCCGCCCCCCACGUGAGCCUGAGGACAGAGCUAUGAAUAGAAGAGGCAGGCGGGGUGUGGAAAACGUCAGGGCAGACGCAGACCCCUCACCAGACCGCUGUGCUCCUCCCUGGCGCUUUAUUCGUAGUUAAGUGCAAACAAGAGAGAUGUAAGCAACAGAAAAAGAAAUUGAGCAGUUCUAACAGAGGUUUUGAAAACAAAUGUAAUCUGAAAGAGAUGAUUGUUUACAGUCUAAUUAAAUUGAAAGGAUUUUGAAACUA